CCCACUCCCGUCGGGCCCCGGGCGCGAUGGCGGCGGCGGCGCCUGAGGGAGCCCAGGGAAGGGAUGAGGCGGGAGAUCCGAACCUCCCCGAGAACGACUUGGAGGCGAAAAUCGUCCGGGUGUCUUCAUGGCUAAAGAAAAUAUGUGGGGAUCGGAGUAUUCCAUUGUACGAGGUGAAUGAAAGGACGGUGGAUAUCUUGCACAGUCUUAUGGAACGCUGUGAAGACAGAGAAAGGGAUGUUUCUUUGCUGAUAGAGGACAUGAAGCAUCAGGAAGCAGAGCAUGAAGCAGCAACUAAAGAAAUACAGGACAUUUUGAAAGACUUGGGUCUUUCCCCAACCGAUCUGUCCAGAAAUGCCUAUGGAUACCUCUGUAGUCUGUCAAGAAGUGCAAUGAUACUUGAAACAAAGGACACGUCUCUUACCAGCCUCCUCUGUGCCAUCAGUAAUCUGACUUCGGAGAAGUUUGAAACAAAGCAAAAAAACAGAGAACUGCAGCGGAAGUUGGACGUCACCAAGAAAAAACUGGCUUCAGCCCUGAUGUUGAAACAGCAGUUACUGGAUGAUAUUGAGAGAGUAGAGGAAUGUCAGGCGAAAGAAUAUGCCAAAAGCGACAGUCGAGUAAACACCCUGAAGUACAUAAGAGAUAAAAGCUUGGAAUUAAGAAUCAGGAUCAGGAAUGCUGAGAGCGAGCUGAUUGACCGUGGGUUGGACAAAUCCCUGACACACGAUGCACUUGUGAAAUCCUCUGAGGAACUGGCUGAACUGCAGAAAAAAGUUAUGUCUCUGAAGAAGGAACUGCGUAUCUACUUAGAUUUACCUCUUAGUAUUCCCCUGGCAAAAGUGAAGGUUGAAGAAGCAAAACAAGAACUGAAGGCCUUGGAGGACGAACUCUCAAAGGAGCUCGACAAAGUGGCUUUUGAGUUCAUGUAGCCCAGCAGACAGCAGUUCACCUGAAGUGGCCUGUGUGGAAGAUUAUUUUCCUUUCAUUGCCUCCUUAUUUACACUAGUAAAAAAUUUCAGAAUUGUUACUGUA
This is a messenger RNA of Myiozetetes cayanensis, 1035 nucleotides long. RefSeq names its product HAUS augmin like complex subunit 1 (gene HAUS1). Gene Ontology annotation, cellular component: HAUS complex; cytosol. Gene Ontology annotation, biological process: spindle assembly; centrosome cycle. Bases 27 to 932 code for a protein of 301 amino acids. The transcript has 9 exons. Lineage: Eukaryota; Metazoa; Chordata; Aves; Passeriformes; Tyrannidae. The record is from RefSeq and is a predicted model, not a curated record.